Molecule: messenger RNA, 1117 nt
Organism: Tarenaya hassleriana
Lineage: Eukaryota; Viridiplantae; Streptophyta; Magnoliopsida; Brassicales; Cleomaceae
Product: tropinone reductase homolog At1g07440-like
Exons: 5
Coding region: 46-924 (292 amino acids)
Molecular function (GO): oxidoreductase activity
Source: RefSeq, a predicted model, not a curated record
AAUGCCUUGAAUUGUGUGCAAAUAGGACAUGGGGUUUUUUUUUGGAUGGACACUGUAAUUUUCUUCUCAAUCUGUUUCUCUUUCUUCUUCGAUUUCACAGAGAGAAUUCCAACAAUGGCCGAAGCCGACAAUAGUUGCAGAGACAAGAGGUGGAGUCUCCAAGGCAUGACUGCCCUUGUUACUGGCGGAACCAAAGGGAUCGGGUAUUCCACAGUGGAGGAACUUGCAGGGUUUAGGGCAACGAUACACACGUGCGCGAGGGACGAAACUCAGCUUAACGAGUGCUUACGCGAAUGGCAAACAAAGGGGUUUUCAGUCACUGGUUCAGUCUGUGAUCUCACCUCUCGUUCCGACAGAGAGAAGCUUAUGGACACUGUCUCCUCUCUGUUCCAUGGCAAACUCAACAUCCUCAUAAACAAUGUGGGAGCUGUUAUUGUAAAGCCGACUAUAGAAUAUAUAGCAGAAGAUUUCUCAUUUCACAUUUCCACGAACUUGGAGUCAGCUUACCAUUUGAGCCAGCUCGCACACCCUUUCCUGAAGGCCUCGGGUUAUGGGAGCAUCGUGUUCAUGUCCUCUGUCGCCGGGGUUGUAUCCCUUAGUGUCGGCUCCAUCUAUAGUGCAACCAAAGGAGCUAUGAACCAGCUUGCAAGAAACCUGGCUUGCGAGUGGGCAAGCGACAACAUAAGGGUUAAUGCCGUUGCUCCUGGAGUCAUUGCAACUCCUCUAGCUGAAGCUGUUUAUGAUGAGGAGUUCAAGAAGAUCGUGACAUCGAGAAAGCCGUUGGGCCGUUUUGGAGAGCCGAAGGAGGUAUCGUCACUCGUGGCGUUUCUGUGUAUGAAUGCUGCUUCUUACAUAACGGGUCAGACCAUUUGCGUGGAUGGAGGUCUCACCGUUAAUGGCUUCUCCUAUCAGCCCCAAGCUUGAGAACGAGUGAACACUUUUCAGAAUAAUAUGCAGUGUGGUUUUUGGUUUCUUGAAUAAGGUUUUCUGAUUCUGUUAUGUCACCGGGGGAGCAAGAGAGCUCGGGUCUGUCUUGAAUGAAAGUCUUGAACAUUACAGUCAAUUGCUAUGCGACUGCAACUCCAUUGCGUGAAACUGUGACUGAAUCUUUUCUUCC